AUGGCGGAGAGGGUGUUGGCGGGCGAAGACGAGAGUGGCUUUACGCACCUCGCAUCUCUUGACGCUUCCAACGCCAUCAACCGCCUCCUCCACACCUACCUCUCUCGCGUCGCCGGCGCCGUCAUCCAUCUCGAACCCCCAACUCAAACAUGGCAAAGGCGUAACGACUUGCGAGUACGAGGAGGUGGAGGUGCGCUGCCCAACAUCAUUUACGACCUGAAGGUGUACGGGCUCGACGACAAGAACAUGUACGUGGUACAGGGAGGGAAGCCGAGGGAUACGGAGUGGCUAGAGUGGGUGCAAGGACGAUGUGUGGCGUGGCUAGGAAAGAGGGACGAGGAGGUGGUGAGCCACCAGCCGAGGAUCUACGCGGGGGGGGGGGCCGUUCCGCCCCCUCGUUCUUUCUGCGGGCGGUUUGAUGGGCGAGGAGACGGCAACGGAAGGGAGGAGUUGGAGGAAGUGCAGGGAGAAGGAGGUUUGGCACGGAUUGCAGUGUAG
Messenger RNA from Cryptococcus wingfieldii CBS 7118, 498 nucleotides. RefSeq lists its product as hypothetical. Bases 1 to 498 code for a protein of 165 amino acids. Lineage: Eukaryota; Fungi; Basidiomycota; Tremellomycetes; Tremellales; Cryptococcaceae. The transcript is spliced from 2 exons. The record is from RefSeq and is a predicted model, not a curated record.